Molecule: messenger RNA, 1779 nt
Organism: Ipomoea triloba (trilobed morning glory)
Lineage: Eukaryota; Viridiplantae; Streptophyta; Magnoliopsida; Solanales; Convolvulaceae
Exons: 2
Coding region: 530-1408 (292 amino acids)
Molecular function (GO): S-adenosylmethionine-dependent methyltransferase activity
Source: RefSeq, a predicted model, not a curated record
UUUUCUUUUCAUCUGCUGAGUAGUCUCCACUCUCCACUCGCAGAAACAAGAAAAAAGUUGGAAUCAAGUGGGAAAAAAGCUACACCAAUAUAUACAAAUUCAGGGCUCACACAAACCGCGUCGCUGACAUAUAUUUACUCUCCGACUUCAAAACCUUUCAUCAUCUUCAUCCCUGAUCCCACCACUAAUCUUUUCCUCAUCUUCUGUACACUACUGUCCUCUGUCAUAUACAGUCUUAUUACCGUGUUGUGUUGGGAUCUCCAAUUUAUUCUCUCUCUCUCUCUCUCCUUCCCCGGAUCUGAUUGCAUCCCACUCUGCUCUUCUUCAUUCCUUUGCUCUGUUUCCGAAAAUGGAAGUAGGCAGCAGCCAAACUUUGAAAGUUGCUAGCUAGAUUUACCCGAUUUAAUCUGUUGCCUACUUAAAUCUUGGACCUCUCUAGUAUCUACACUACUAGUAUUUUGAGGAAUAUAUUAUCAAAGAUUCAAAGGUGAGACCUUUAAUUUGUAGUGUUUGAUUCAAGAAAAGAAGCAUGGGGAAGACGGGCAGAGAUUGGAAUCAGAUCUAUGGGAUUUACGGCGUCGAUGAUUGGCAAACGCCUCUCUUUCUCUUAAUCCAUGCCGUCUUCUUCUCCGCUCUUUCCGUGUUUUUUCUCAUCUACUUUGAGCCCAUAUGCUGCUUUUUCCAGCAUUUUGUGCCCGGGCCGGGCCUCGCGGGCUUCGCCGCGGGGUUCACCGGCUCCGUCACCGCCCUCUCGGCGGUCUGCCUUUUCGUGGCCGCCGGGAACAUAUUCUACUCCUCCGUUCCGCUCCACUGGGAAAUGGCGCAGCGCAUGGUCAACGCCGUGGGGGACUGGUCAACCGUGAAGCACGCCCUGGACCUCGGCUGCGACCGGGGGAUCCUCCUCAACGCCGUCGCGCUCCAGCUCAAGAAAUCCGGGUCCUCCGGCCGGGUCGUCGGGUUACACCCGGCCCAAAGCCGAUCGCUCUCCGUCCUCCGCACCGCCGGAAUGGAGGGCGUCCAGGAGUACGUCACGUGCCGCGCCGGCGACCCGAGGACGCUUCCGUUCGCCGACAACUGCUUCGACGUCGUCGCGUCGGCGGCGUUCGUGCACACCGUGGGAAAGGAGCUCGGCCCGCGGACGGCGGCGGCGGAGGCGGAGCGGAUGCGGGUUUUAGAGGAGGCGGUGCGGGUACUGAAGCCCGGCGGCGUAGGGGUGGUGUGGGACCUAGUCCACGUACCGGAAUACGUGAAGAGACUUCAAGUUCUGAAAAUGGAGGACAUUCGGGUCUCGGAGCGGGUCACGGCGUACAUGGCCAGCAGCCACAUCGUAUCAUUCCGGAAGCCAAGUCAGCAUUACGUGGGGCCCUUCGAAGUCAGACUGGAUUGGAGAUUCAACAAUAUCUGCUAAAGCUUCCCACAAUCCUAUCCAUGAAGAAGAGUGGAAACUUGAGAAAUUAAGGAGAUAACACAAUUUGCUUAUUUCCUUAAAUCUUUUUAUUUUCAUAUAUAUAUAUCAAGUAUAAGGCACAGUAAAUAUCUGGGGAAACAAAGUGGAACCAGAUGCAUUGUAAAUCCCAAAAUAAUGUUUACAUAAAAAAAAAAUACAUACAUAUAUAUAUAUAUAGUCUUUAUGGGGUACCACACCUCUAUGGUACUGGGUAGUUAAAUUAUGUUUCGACCAUUUAAGAGUCGAGCUGAACUUGUACCCCAUUUAAAUGGAGGUUUUCUCAUGCAUAUUAUUAUAUUUAUAAUGUUUGAAUUUGAAUGUUUAACAUACAA